This is a messenger RNA of Scophthalmus maximus (turbot), 916 nucleotides long. RefSeq lists its product as uncharacterized. Bases 208 to 711 code for a protein of 167 amino acids. The record is from RefSeq and is a predicted model, not a curated record. The transcript is spliced from 4 exons. Lineage: Eukaryota; Metazoa; Chordata; Actinopteri; Pleuronectiformes; Scophthalmidae.
UCACGCCCAGCGCAGGUAGAGCAGGUAGAUCAGGUUACAGACGGUAACGUCAGGCCCGCUGAGAGCAGGUGCUGGAUGUGACAAGCGUCCGCGGUUGGAGAGCAGAUACCGGGGAAUGCUCGGCAGGUGACCGUCAGCAGUCUCCACCAGUCGGCCCCCCCACCCCACCCCCCGUCGCUGAUCCGGCCUCUCGCCGCCCCAACCAAGAUGAAGCUCACGGUCGUCGUGGUCUGCCUGAGUGUGGCCGUCAUGACCGUCCUGAUUUACCAGGCCCUGCGCCAGGAGGUGGACCUGCGCCGUCAGAAAACCCUCUUGGUGGACAACUCGGCGGAGGUCAAGAGGAAAGAGAUGGCCAUCGUCGAGGCGAAGAAGACAAUCCAGCAGCUGAAGGCCUCGCUGGGCACCAUCAACGAAGAUAUAGAGGGGCUGAAGAAGAAGAAGGAAGAGAAUGACAAAGCAGCACAGGAGUUCGAGCAAGGUCUGAAGACCUGUAACUCAGAGAAGGAAGAUGCAGAUAAGAAGAAGACAGAGGUGUCAGCGGCCAUGGAUAAACUCAAAACUGAUCAGGAAGAGGCAAAAAAGAAGGCUGAGCAGGAUAUUCAGGGCUUGAAACAACAGAUCCUGGAUAGAGACAAAGCUAUUUGUGCCUUUGUAGACACGACAAAGGAAGAAGCACGGAAGCUGUGUGGAAUCGCUGAAGCUCCCAAAUAAAGUCAUCUCAGAAAACUCAACAUUGACUUGGAACUUUUUUUAAAGAAGGAGCGUGCAGUGCAUACAUGGAUACAUUUUGUAAUAUCACUGAGAUUAUAGCUCUGAUUAUUUCUUACAUCUAUCCAUAGGACAGAUGGCUGAGACAGGGAGUGGGGAAAUAUGUUGCAAAUGUUUUGUUAAAAAAAUAAAAUUGAGUUUGUCUUUU